This is a messenger RNA of Scophthalmus maximus (turbot), 3096 nucleotides long. RefSeq names its product transcription factor Sox-19b-like. The coding region runs from base 528 to 1451 and encodes 307 amino acids. Gene Ontology annotation, biological process: anatomical structure morphogenesis; regulation of DNA-templated transcription; cell differentiation. The transcript is spliced from 2 exons. NCBI's taxonomy places the organism in Eukaryota, Metazoa, Chordata, Actinopteri, Pleuronectiformes, Scophthalmidae. The record is from RefSeq and is a predicted model, not a curated record. Gene Ontology annotation, molecular function: DNA-binding transcription factor activity, RNA polymerase II-specific; RNA polymerase II cis-regulatory region sequence-specific DNA binding.
GCGGCCGGAGGACCGCCGGUGCACGCGCACGGGCAGAGGAGCCCUGCGCGUCUCCCAUUGGUCGCGAGCGGGACGCGGAGAGUGCACGAGAGCGGGGGGGAAACAACUUUCGGAGUGCACGCACGGCCCAGGGAGGACUUGAGGGUGCGAGCUGGCCGCCGGACAAGUAGUUUCCCGCUGAGACGACACCGAGCAGCAGCAGCAGCAGCAGCAGCAGCAGCGAGGAGCAGAAGCGAGGAGAGAGGCAGGAAGACCGGGAAGGAAUGAGUGGCAGUCCGUCGGCUCAGUGAGGACCAGGUGACAGAACAACAAGUGGUCCCCGAGUUGCGCGUGUUGUCCUGCGCCUCGAGUCGCGGCUAAUUGGUUAAUUUGGAUCACCCGGCGCUGAAAGGGAAACCCCCCCCCCCGGGCCACACGUCGCCAGGCGGACGGCGACAGAAGGCUGCUGCGAGGUCCAAGUAGUUUGUCCCUUCUUUCUUCUGGUUUCCUCCGACUCGCCCCGUCGCGUCUCCGCACCUGCCGCCGACAUGUACAGCAUGAUGGAACACGAGCUGAAGCCCACCGGCCAGCCGCCGCCUCACCAGACCUCCCAGGGCAUGUCGCCGGUCACCGGCAACAUGACCGGCGGCAUGGGCGGCAACGGCAACUCGCACCCGGGCUCCAAGACGGCGUGCGCGCCCGGGGGCGACCCCAUGGAUAAAGUCAAGCGGCCCAUGAACGCGUUCAUGGUCUGGUCCCGCGGCCAGAGGCGCAAGAUGGCCCAGGAGAACCCCAAAAUGCACAACUCCGAGAUCAGUAAGCGGCUGGGGGCCGAGUGGAAGCUCCUCACCGACGCCGAGAAGCGGCCCUUCAUCGACGAGGCCAAGCGGCUCCGGGCGGUGCACAUGAAGGAGUACCCCGACUACAAGUACAAGCCGCGCCGCAAGACGAAGCCGCUGCUGAAGAAGGACGCGCAGGUGGGCAAGUACCCGCUGUCGGCGGGCAACCUGCUGGCGGCGGCGGCGGCGCAGGGCCAGGGGGGGAGUCCGAGGAUGGAGAGCUACGGCUGGGGCCCGGCCGGGGGCUACGCGGGCAUGCAGGGCGAGGCGCUCGGCUACACGCAGCAGCUGCACCGGUACGACCUGUCCGCCCUGCAGUACCCACCGGCCAUGACGGCGGCGCAGACGUACAUGAACGGAGCCAACUCGUACAGCCCCAUGUCAUACAGCAGCAGUCCCCAGCAGCCGAGCCCCGUCAUGUCCAUGGUGAAAGCAGAACCGGUGUCACACUCGCCUCCGACAGGGACCCCUAACCACCACAGAGGGCCUCUGCAGGGGGACCUACGGGACAUGAUCAGCAUGUACAUUCCUGGACCGGGAGGGGAUGCCGGUGACCCCACGACAGCACAGAGGGGCUACACCAGUGUCCAGCAGCACUACCUCACUGGAACUGUCCCGCUCACACACAUCUAGGACUGAGAGUGGGAGUUGUGGGGGUGGGGGUCGAACUGAGGGAGAGAAGCAGAAAUGCCCAUGAUGCACAGGUCAGGAGCUGGAGUCAAAGAGACCAAGGAUGAAAAAUGUGAAGGGAGAAACUUUUUUUCCCUGCAAUGAGUAGUCCCACUGUUCCAGAUGUGACACGCGUACAAGCGAUGACUAAAUAUUUGUAUUACUGAAAAUCUGUUCUUCUACCUCUUUGGAGCCACAUCAGUUCAAAUAAAUGCCACACACACACACCACCACACGUACUGAGCGGAGACUCCUCCCUCCCUGCCCCCUCCCCCCUCCACCAGACUUCUUCUCCAUGCAGGGAAGACUAGUUUGUGUACAUAUUACAAAAUGUUUGUCGUUUUAUGUUUUUUAGAACUUAUCCAUAAGGAGUCACUUGUCACACUGGCACUCUUCACCAUACUCAGUCAGUGCCGGGGGACUGCAGUGUGAGCAGAACAGCCGGGUGCAGGUGGGAACGCGGGAAGGAAAAUGCACACUUUAACAACCGAGCGGUUUGUGCCUUGCCUUUUGAUUUAGUACUAUGGUAUUUUUAUAUUUUAACUGACGAAUUCCUAUUGGACAAGAUGGAAAACACAUUGUGGACAAUCAGCACUGCAUCCAGAGGAAAUACAUGGAACACAAUGGCAUCUGUAACCUGUGGUGUUGCUUCUGAUGAGGAACUGGCCUGGUUCUCAUGUCCCCAGAUCGCACCAGACCAUGAGAAGGUCUGUGACACUUGUUGCUGCCUGUAUGAGUUUUAUUUGUUAUAAUUUAGUUUUUAGAUUUGUGCUUUUGAUAUAAAUGUUCAGAUGCAUUAUUCUGGCAGCAUCCUGAGUGUAUUCAUUGUCACUUUGCUCUAGGCAGGAGUUGUAUUGUUUUUAGAUUUCUUAUUAAGUGAAUUAAAUAUAAUAUGAAAUGCUACAUUUCAGUUGUUUGUUCCAAAUAGCAGAUUAAGACUUGCAAGUUAUAUCUUUCUAGUACACUGGAACGACAAAGGGCAUUCUAGGCAUGGUUGUUGUUUGUUUUUUAAUGACCUGUCAUUUUUUUCUAAUUGUUUUAUGACCAGUAAAGGGAAUGUAUAAAAGUAAGUUUCAGACUAAAUCUCCAGCAAACCUUACAACUAGUUUUAAACUUUUUUUUUUUUUUUUUUUUUGAUUCAGCAGUGGGUUAUGUCAUUCUAUAAAAUAAUACAACUUUAAAAUCCUGGUUCUCAAACUGACAGCACUGUCGACCUGCUGUCUGCUUACUAGUGCUGCUAUGGACCUAAAGGAUACUUUUAUUUUACAACAACAACAGCUGGGUAUUGAAUGUGGCUGAGGAUUCACAGUAAUACUCACUAAACCUGCACUGGAAACCAAUGCCUGAGUUAUUUUUGGAAAAAGGGAGCGUAACGCAUAAAUGUUUACAUUGGUACCCAAGUAUUUUGAGAACUUAACGUGUAUACUGACUUUAGAAUGAAUUAUCUUGUAUGUAAAUGCUGCCAUGUGCUAGAGAUACUGUAUGUAGCAUUCAUGUAAAUAAUGUAUACACAUUUUUAGGCUCUUAUACUAAGAGUCUUGAUUCCUUUUCAAUUAAAAAAUUCUUUGUUAUGGCAUUCAUGACAAUAUUAAUAAAAAGUACAAAUCAA